Mycena indigotica is the source of this 306-nucleotide messenger RNA. RefSeq lists its product as uncharacterized. NCBI's taxonomy places the organism in Eukaryota, Fungi, Basidiomycota, Agaricomycetes, Agaricales, Mycenaceae. The record is from RefSeq and is a predicted model, not a curated record. The coding region runs from base 1 to 306 and encodes 101 amino acids. The transcript has 4 exons.
AUGGGGCACACCAAGCUUCCGAGGUAUCGCUAUAAGAGCAGGAGAGGAGCAUUUGCCUCGCGUGCCCUCCAGAACAUGUUUGCGCUCAAAGCUUUCCUUCUGCUUGCCAUCUCCACCCUCGCGGUACAGGCUGCCCCAUUGCCUCAAGAUGCCAAUCCACCCGUUUUCACGGCGACGCGUGAAUACUUGACGCUGACGGAUGUGCCGCCAUACUUCGUAACGUUAACGACUUUAAUCACAUGGACCCAAAGUCCAAGCACGACAAUUGCCAAUCCAACUGGCACGGGGCUCCCGCACGCGCAUUAG